AACUCUUCUUUUGAGUAAUAAAACCAAAACCCUGACGCAACAUUUUCGGCCCAUUUGCAUCAGAAUUCCUAAACUUUAGAAACCUCUCAGCUUCAUUCAUACCCUCACUCAUACAGAAUUCUGAAGCUCCAAUUGAUCGUCAAAGCUCAUUACAGAUAGUCAACAUGUAUAAUAAUGUGGGAGUUCAACCUGGAGGCCAGCAACCGACCUUUCCUCCCCAAGCUAGCCCGUUUGGGACUGCAUUCUCUGGAACCAGUUCUGGGUUGCUUCGUAGCGGAUUGAGUGCAUAUGGAGAGAAAAUUUUCGGUUCAAGCUCGGAGUAUGUGCAAAGCAAUAUAAGUAGGUACUUUGCUGACCCGCAAUAUUAUUUCCAAGUGAACGAUGAUUAUGUGAGAAACAAGUUAAAGGUUGUUUUGUUUCCUUUUCUGCAUCGGGGGCACUGGACGAGGAUAACUGAACCUAUGGCAGGCAAAAUCUCCUACAAACCCCCAAUUUAUGACAUUAAUGCACCAGAUCUUUACAUUCCUAUGAUGUCAUUUCUUUCCUAUGUGGUGCUGGCUGGAUUUUUCUUGGGGCUCAAUGGAAAGUUUCAUCCAGAGACCAUUAAUUGGCUGGUCAUGAAAGGGUUAGUAGGCUGGUUACUCCAAGUUGUAGUACUGAAAGGGUCAUUGAUGUCACUUAGCAGUGGAGAAACACCAUUGUUGGACAUCGUGGCAUACGCUGGUUAUGCAUUUACUGGAAUCGCUUUGGCUCUUUUUGGAAAACUAUUGUGGAUCCACUCAUAUUAUAUCUUGUUACUAUUGAGCUGCCUUUGCAUGGGAAUCUUUUUGGUGAAGACGAUGAAGAGAGUUUUAUAUGCAGAGGUCAGGAGUUACGACUCAGGCAAGCAUCAUGUCCUCUUGCUUUUGAUUGCUUUGGCUCAGUUUCCACUCUUCUUGUGGCUUGGCAACAUUACUGUCAACUGGUUGUUUUAGCCCCUAACUGUAUCCAUUUGGUUGUUGUAUUUGUAUAGGUCUAGAGAUUCAUUGUCUAUAGGAUUUGAGUUAUAUAACUUGUAAUGCUGUUAUAAUGAUAGAUUUUGAUAAUUUGAGACUAAAUUUGGUAGUCAUUAUGUUCUAAAUCCAAAAGAAUUGAAACUUUUUGGACUGGUGAA
Beta vulgaris subsp. vulgaris (sugar beet) is the source of this 1153-nucleotide messenger RNA. RefSeq lists its product as uncharacterized. Gene Ontology annotation, cellular component: endoplasmic reticulum membrane; endoplasmic reticulum-Golgi intermediate compartment; Golgi membrane. The transcript has 5 exons. Lineage: Eukaryota; Viridiplantae; Streptophyta; Magnoliopsida; Caryophyllales; Amaranthaceae. Gene Ontology annotation, biological process: endoplasmic reticulum to Golgi vesicle-mediated transport. The record is from RefSeq and is a predicted model, not a curated record. The coding region runs from base 165 to 974 and encodes 269 amino acids.